Clonostachys rhizophaga is the source of this 2175-nucleotide messenger RNA. Lineage: Eukaryota; Fungi; Ascomycota; Sordariomycetes; Hypocreales; Bionectriaceae. The record is from the annotation of a GenBank genome assembly.
AUGUCCGGCCACAGAAGCUCACACGAAGCAUCUGAGUCAACUCGGAAGGGAUACCGCUCCAUUCCGCGACGGAGAUCUUACGACGGCAUUGGUGGCGAGCAUAUCCAAGGACUGACUGGCGCCAAUCGUAUCAAAACUGUACAGUUUCGUGAUUCUCAUGAUGGAGCACACAGCUUUACACCAUCGAAUGCUCUAGUAAGAAGGCUCCGCAGCGAAGGUCCUCACCAACAGCCGUCUACCGAAAGGAAGCCCGGGAGAUCUCCAGACGUCGUGGCGGUCCCGUUCUUGGAAUGGCCACUCAAGAACGACACAGACCAUCGAGAUGCUACAGAUAUCGAGAAGAACUUGAUAGGAAUUUUGACUUCCGUGAACAGGAAGCUACGUUCAGGUGAGAUUUCGCGGCUUUAUGGGAACGCUUUCCGGUGUACUUUGCAAGACCUGAAUCGACGACACAAAGUAUUGUUUCUGGAUCCUGAGGCUGAGCUGAAGGACAUUUCGGUUUCGAACCAGGGACCUAUUUCCAAGCAAGAUAAUGACAGCAGCGAGAUUGGUGCGCGUGAUGUUGAUAGCGGCCCACCGAAUGACCACCAAGCUGCGAAGUCCUUGGGAACUGAGGCUGACGGGGAGGCCAUGCCCCGAUUCCCAAAAGCGCAAGAACUCAAGGUUGUCAAGCAUGAACUGGUGAUGAUGAAGGAACUGUACGAUGUAUCUCAGCAGAUACUGGCUGCCUUUGUACCAAAGGAAGGUAGUCUUUUGAGUCAUCACAUAUAUGUACACUUUUGGGGCGCGGUGGAUAGUAUUUAUCGACAACUAUUAUGGGAAGCAAAUGAUACAACAUACGCCAGCCAGAAUCACUUCGUAAUCAGAGACUACGAUGUGGCAAGAAAUGGGAAGAAGAAAGCCAACUCUCAGCUGGUAAAGUCCUGGGUGGACUGCCCAAAGUGCUGCAAUAAAGCAACAUACAUAACUGCUUCACAUGCUCUGAGCCAUCUUCAUUCCCACCGCGAAUGCUCAUCCACAACCAAACGACCAUGGGACGAUCCUUGCUACGUCUGGAUCCAAAGCGUCGGGGAUAGCUCGGGCCAAGUCCCAAAGCCACGAAAGAAGAUUCUCAAGAGGGCGGGGGAGUUUAAAGAGUCACUCCUGCACCUAAAGGAGCAAAUCAGUGAGCUACACAGCCUUGUGGCAAAUGCCUGGGGAACAAGGAAGUUAAAGAGACCCCCGCUACCAACCAGCCUCGUCAAGGCCUUUACACAGCUCUUAACCCUAUAUCUCCUGCAGGCUCAAGACUUAUCAUUGUUGAAUAGGAUCUACAGCGCAGCUAGUGUUGAAGGAAAGGAGCCCCGACUGAACUUGCUUAUGCUAAAGCAACAAGAAUUGGAGAUUUAUUUGAAGGAAGUGAACAUCAAGGUGAGAAAUCUGCUUCAAGAUGCAAAGAAGGAUAUCGUUCUCCUGGGGAGCACAACUCGUGAUAUACACAGUCUCGGUGUCGAGGCUGUCGGUGCAGAGUUCCUUAUAAUGUCGCUGGUCGCGAAUGCCCAGAACCGCAGGGUUAUACCGGAAGCCCUGGUUUCAUCCAGGAAUACGACAGACUACAUCUACCUAUACAGAACUUAUAUCGCCCGACUACGCUUCCAAGCCAGUAAACGUCCCCAGAGACGGCUAUUCCUUGAUAUCGAUGUCCUGCAAGAGGAGCUCAGCGCUGUCAGUAUGGUUCACCAGGCUCAAUCCCGGCUGCUGGGAAACUAUCUCAAGCUCUUAUCACCAGGGUCAUUUCGCAUGACAACGAAAACAAGAGUUGGCAUCUUCAAAACAGAAAAGGCAUUAGCUCGCAGGCAACAACGCCGGCUAUACACCAGAAUCCAGGAUAGUAAAGACUUGACUGAUAAGUUAAGCUACCUGAAAGAGCGAGUGAAGCAGAUGAUCGAGAUUAUAGAGGAAGAUCAUGGUAAAGCCAUCAGACUUUAUGGGAAUGAAUACGGCGGAUAUCAGGGAUAUGGAGCGCAGUCAGAGUAUAUUUUGGACAACAAGCAUCCCGGUCACCACACUCGUGCUGUUUGUGGCUUUACUCUACGGGUACUAUGGGGAUGGUAUUGCGGACUGGUUGGCGCAGAAGACUCACACGACACAACCGGCAUGGAAACAACAGCAGCUAAGGUCACCAUCAAUGGUUAG